This is a messenger RNA of Halteromyces radiatus, 658 nucleotides long. RefSeq lists its product as uncharacterized. Gene Ontology annotation, biological process: cobalamin metabolic process. The record is from RefSeq and is a predicted model, not a curated record. The transcript is spliced from 3 exons. Lineage: Eukaryota; Fungi; Mucoromycota; Mucoromycetes; Mucorales; Cunninghamellaceae. The annotation marks the transcript as partial.
UUUCUCUCAAUGUCGGCAAGCACUGAUACGAUACCCGUCAAAAAAGAAACUAUUAGUUAUAAACCAAAUUCAAACCAUUCUUCACCUACAUGUAGAGUACAGGCAACUCGUUUUAUAUAUAAAGACUCCGAAUUUGAAUAUUCUAUUCAUUCACCAGGAACUCGUUUUGGAAGAGAAUUAGCUGUGGUUUUUCCUAGUUUGACCAACAAACAACUGAAAGAAAUCUUGGUGGUUCCAGUGAUUCAACGUUGUGAACAUGAUAUGGUUGGUAUUACUCAAACGGUUAAUCAUGAACGGAAUGAAAAAUUAGAAAUAUUUGUCAGUUGGGGAAAAAGUGUAGUAGAUAGACUUCGAAGGAUAGGCAUAUGGGCUGAUAUUAUGGAUCCUGCAUCUGGAUUUCCGAUUUAUAGUGAAGCUGGACCUACACCUUAUCCUGACGUUCAGGGAACACAAACACUGACAAAAUAUGAUAUUCAAAAUGUUGGUUGUUGUCAUAUUUUGUUACACCCCACUUGGAAUAGUAGUAUAUAUCCAUCUACUUUAUUUACCACUGCUCCAUAUGAUCUUCUUGUCAAGGUGAUUAAUGAAAUUGUAAUAUAAUUUAUAUAGAAUAGUUUAAUAUUUGUUAAUAAAGAGAAUCAUCACUUUUUUUUUUUUU